This is a messenger RNA of Babesia bigemina, 5520 nucleotides long. RefSeq lists its product as hypothetical. The record is from RefSeq and is a predicted model, not a curated record. Lineage: Eukaryota; Apicomplexa; Aconoidasida; Piroplasmida; Babesiidae.
AUGACGAUGCUACUAGAAGAGCCUUGCAGGACAUUGACUCCAAGCUUCCUUGGUCACCUUGCUGGUCAACUUGGCGCUUUUGUUGGUGAGAGUGAGAGUGUUAAGAAAGCUGUCAAGAAUGCUAUUAUCGCUGUUUUCGACAUUUAUCCGCACCUUAAAAAUGACCUAAAUGAUGUUUACAAUUCUCAUGUUACUACCCUUUCUGUGUCUGACAACUCUGCUGACCAGGCUGGUGACACCGCGAAAAUUAGUGAGCUUAAUAAGCAAGUAAAGAAAGAAAUUACUGAAACUGAACAGCGUAUUAAGAGCCUUAAUAACCAUCUUAAUAAUCUUCCUUCUUCCCCCUCUCCCUCUGCUGAGCUAGCCAAAUUGCAGUCCAAGUUGGACGCUUUGAGGAAAGUGAAUGAGCUUUGUGGAUUUUAUGUAAAUGUUAGUAAGCCUUCAAAUGAGCCUAAAAACCUCUUAGAUAAUUUAUGUUCCGGCCUUCAGACUUUCCUCGGCUUCAACAAAGAGUCCAAAGGCUACGACGGCAGUGGCAUUGUGUACUCUGACUUGGAUAGGCUGUGUGACGGGGUGAUGGCGUUUUUGAGUGGUGUGCUUGGUGCGGUGAAAGAUGAUGAAGCAGUUAAAACGUACGAUAAUAUGAUGAGUAAUAAGCUUGAAAAGGUACUAGAAGAGGUAAAUAAAAAAAUUGGCUCCGGGCGUGAAGGGCUUGCGGUGUCUGUCGCCGCGGUGAAGGAGUGGUUGGAGGGGUAUGGGAAUAAAGUAGAUGAAAAAACAAAUAAUGUCAUUACGAACUUAAAAACACUUAGAACUAACAUAAAUUUUAAUAUUAGUGAGCUUAGUAAAUUAGAUAAUUUUGAUAUAGCUUGGCCCGUGUGGAGGGACACUGUGAUCGGUAAGCUGAACGAAACGUUGCAGAAUGCCACGUUGGCUAUUGAGAAACUUGAUAAACCAUUGCAGGUUAAAAUCCGAAACGAGUUCGAUGAGAUUACGUUACGCAUUCAUGAAUUGGAUAGGGGUGCAAAGAGCGAUGAGAAGGAAAUUGAGAUGCUAGGAAGAAAUGUUGAAACGCAUCUUGAGGAGCUUUAUAGAGACGUGGAACAUAAGGCUUUUGAACUCGAAAGAAAGUGUAUUCUGGGUAUACAAAAAUCGUUUAAUGAGGAUAUUCAGGCGCCUAUAAAUAUCGUUAGUGCGACAUUGGAGGAGGUACGUAAAAAACUAAGUAGAUGGGGGGAAAAGGCGCAGUUAAUUGUAACGGCGGCAAGAUACAAGGCGGAGCAAAUAUUAACAAAAAUAGACAAGAAUAAACAUUCAAGCACGGAACAUCAAAACGUCGUGUCGGCUGCAAAUGCCUUGCACAAGAAAGCCGGUAUACUUCUGAAGGCCAUAGAGGAUACUAGGAAGAAGGCAGCAGACGAAGUUACCGGAGCUCUCUCGGAAGUCGUGAAAACAAACAAUGCUCUACGGUAUGAGUUGAAUGGAGUGAAAGAAAAAAUUAUGGAGAAAGUUAGAGAUUAUGUUAAUCGGCAGUUGAAGGGGGUUGACCAACUUGAUAAAUUGGAUAAGAAAGUGAAAGAGGGAUUGGUGUCGCUGCAAAGCCAUAUUUUAGGUGAUUUGAAUACUUAUUUUGAAGGUUUGGGGGAAACUAUCAUUACCGCUGCCACUUAUGCAACAGAUCCGUGGGGAUCGGUGCCCAGGAAAGGGCUUCAGGCACUGGGUGAUCAGCUCCGAGAUACUGGACUAGGCACGUUACCAGAUGUGCUCACUAAACUCGCCACUGAAAAAACGAAUUCUGCUACCAAACUUUUUUCUAGUACUAUAGAAAAUUUACUAAUGCAUAUUAAAGAAGCGUCGAACGGGCAAUUUUCAGGUGGUGGCACCCUUACUAAUCCCACAUUCAAGGAGCUCACAGAAGCCAUUACUAGCGGGUUAGAAGGAGCUAUUAAAACCGAGGUCGCUAAGCACAUUGGUGACGAUGAGCUUGCGAUUUCUCCAAAAAUUGGCACCACUCUCAUGAAGGAAUUUGACGGGGGCGACAAGAAAGUCAAAACGUUGCUUGAAAGCGGUAUAGAGGGUAUGGUUACGGGAAUUUUGGAAGAAAAGAUUGGAAAGGGUGAAGAUACGGAUGACGGUAAAGUCACCAUUACUAAAGCCAAUUUCAGCAGCUAUUACGAUUGCAUUAAACAAGAUGGAUUUACCGCCAAAACAAUUCUAUCCGGCAGUGCGAGUGAAGGAACAUUGCCAGAUAAGAUUGGCAAUAUUAAGAGAAUUGUGAUUGCGGCAUUAUCUGUUAAUGAAGGCACUAAACCCAUAGACAGCACUGCUCUCAAGUCAGCCCUUGCAGCGUUCAAUAGUAAGUUUGAAAUUUUCACCGAUACUAUAAAGAAAUGUGUUGUAAAUGAACAGAGUAUGCAUGAUAUAGAGAAGAAAGGCGUUAAGGGUUUGCUCACCGAUCUUAAGACCAUGCUAACGGAAGAUAGCGUUCAAAAUCUUAAUUAUGAUAUUCAGUACGGCUUGACUAAACUUCAGAAAGAUAUAGACGGUAUUCUCGGCACAAAUGGCCGGGUCAACUCUGCGAACCUUGGAAAAAUAAUUGCCGCAGGCACUGAAUUUCACGCGAAAAAAAUUGACAAGCAUCUCGCAGAUUGCUUCUCCGACAUUGCUGCAUUUCUUGAAACGCGAUGUGAUUCUAAAAUAAACUCAAUAAAACAUGAAGCUCUAUAUCGCCAUCGCGAUGCUACCAAACAGCAGUUGGAAAUUUUGAAUAGAGGUGUUAGGGACAGGGUUGACGAUAUCAAAAGUAUUAUUGACACUGAUGUAAAAACCGGCGUUAAAGGUCUCAUGAGAUGGAUGGGAGGAGAGUUGGAUGCGUCUGGAGCUAAAAGUUCAACAAAUAAGCUUGACGAUCUAAAAACCACUGUAAUGUCAUCGGACAAUAUUUACGAAAAAUUCAAAAAAUUAUCGGAAUCAUUUAGAUAUUACUUUGGUCUUAUCUACAGGCAUAUUAAAUAUGAAGUCAACGACCCAGCCAAACAGCUAACCAAAAUCAAAGAUGCCUUCGACAAAUUACUUAAUCAUUUAAGUGCCUCAAAUAACUCUAAAAAGUAUAAUUAUGAUAAUAAGUUUGUUAAUUUACUCACCACCCUCUCCUCCUCCCUCACCGCUCUCCACCCCGCCCACUUCGCCAACCCCCGGCACCCGGAGCUGCUCGAUGCGGUCAAAAAGGGGCUGCAGGGGUUUGUCGAGCAGAUGGAGCGGGUGUAUGUGAACGGGUAUGAUGGGUCAGAAAACGUUACAUUUUUCGGUUUUAACACAAAACUGAUGACAGAUGAUGGAAAAAAUUGUGCUAAGAUAUUUUUUACAAUUCUGGAGAGGUUGUAUAGAGAUAUGGACAAGUUGAGAGAAACGUGUAGGACUAACUCCAACAAAAGUCAAAUUUGUUUGUAUGACUGGGAUAACAAUAAGAAAACAAGGAACGAUAACCCUCUAGGAAACUGGUUACAGCGUCGCGGUUAUGUAUUGUCUGCUGAUAAAGACACGCAAAAUGGUGAGUUAGACAGACGUCAUAAUGGUGAAAAAAUAAUUCAACUAAUUACGAAAAAUGGCACGCAUCUGCAAAAUAUGAACGCAAUUUUCGAAGUUGCAAAUAAAUCAAACGGUCAGCUUUUUGAUCUCCGUGGCCAUCUCCACAAAUACUAUGAAGUCUGCCAUCGUAAAUAUAUCGAGAAGCCAAAGGUGCCGUCAAACAUCUAUCAGAUGUUGCAAUGGCUGUCCGGGCUUUGGUACAAUCCGUCACGUGAUCCACUUCGCAAAUACUUUAGGACAUUGUUCCCUACGCCUGAUGAAUAUAAAGGUACAUCGCAUGAUAAAAUUCCCACCGACAAAUUGAUACUAUCGGCGACGUCAACGAUCAAAGCUCAGGAUUUGGCGACGCACAUGUUGGCACCUCUUUGUUUCUACUCUGAGAAAAUGCUGAUCACUAUCCUCGGUCACGGCCACUCGGGUGGCCGUUAUGCUGUUGACUUCAACACUAAUGCAGAUAAUCUGCUGUAUCCUAACAAAGACAGUGCGUGCUUCGAUAUGCUUGUUGAUAUAUUGAAUAGAGUCUAUCACCAACUGCAUUUCCUAUUGGCGCAAUGCCACAGCGGACCUAAGAGCGGUGGGUGGCGUGAUUGCUAUUAUGGCAACGGAGUUGCUGGAUCGGAUUGGCAGUGUAAUGACAAGCAAUGCCCCAAUGAAAGAGGUGAGCAAAAGCACAACCAAAACUGUGACCAAAAGUGUAACCAAACAGCUAACUGCGGAAUAAAAUCGCCACUUCAAUCAUUCCUUGAGGAUGGUCUGGUAGGCUUUCUACCGCAUCGACUAACCAACGUUGGAUGCGGAGUUAAAUGUUCGGUGACAAAUCAUAGAGGCCUUCCGUGUAAGACGCCAAUGGGAUUUGCAGACAUUGGUAUUGCAGCCUCACAUAUAAAAACAGGCGAAUAUAUGAAAAAAGCUCUCUAUAGUUUUUGCGGUCCUGAUUCUUACCUUCGUAAAAUUUGCGGCGCCAUAAACUGUCUCCUCCGACAGCCACCGCAGACGCUUGGCGAUAUGUUCAGUUUCUUCCAGGGUUACCUGUCAAACUGGAACGGCGGCGGUAAAAAGCAUAAACAAGAGGCAUUUGAAAGCGCUGUUAAAGAAGCUAACUUCAAUAAUGCCGGAACAAAAUUGAAUGUCACUUCCAUACAGCUAUCGAGUAACCAUAAGAGUCAUACUGCCGGUGAAUAUGAGCAUCCUACUGGUGAUCUGUUUAGUCUGCUGGAAUGCAAAGCAAAAUCAGCAUCGAAACCGAAUGUUCCCUGUGGCGCGUAUUUGCAGUCAAUCAGUUACGAUGUGCGUGUGGUUUAUUCUAAGGAAUAUGCCGGCCAUUAUUUGUCGUGGGUUGUCUACAUAUCGGAGACGUUUUGGGAUUUGCUCAAACAGUUGUAUGAACAGUGCUGCCGUAACUGCAAUAAAGUAGGGUCACGAUGUCAUGACAGAAGUUGUGUCAAUGAUUGUCAAGUAAACAAAUAUUAUGCUUCUCCGAAACCCGAAUACAUCGAUAACAUUAGGCAUGAAUAUGCUUGCGGUUCCAUUAUUAAUUGCCGCGCUACCCAUGCAGCUAUAUAUGCAUUGGGGUUCACUUUUGGUAGCCCACAUGAACUGAGCGGUGAAAAAGAGAGGAAAACAAAACGCACGUGCCAAGAUCUCUGCACCGCGCUGAAACACAUAUGCUCCGACGGUUCUGUGCUCGCACGACUUGUCCAUGAAUAUAUUCCCAAAUUCCUGUGGGAAAUCAGGGAGAAAUUCUUCUGGACCACUGUCGCACUCUGGCUCCUCUCUCUCUUGUACCUCAUCCACAUCAUGGUCAUCCGCCUCGAUCUCCUCCACAUCAAAUCGCAUUUGCACUCACCAUCAUCGCAUCGCAUCGCUGCUCAAUCACUACUUGCCGCGGCACGUGUUAACAAGCUUAACAGGGUGUUUUAUCUACAACCAUAA